Ruditapes philippinarum (Manila clam) is the source of this 1183-nucleotide messenger RNA. RefSeq lists its product as uncharacterized. Gene Ontology annotation, cellular component: extracellular region. NCBI's taxonomy places the organism in Eukaryota, Metazoa, Mollusca, Bivalvia, Venerida, Veneridae. The record is from RefSeq and is a predicted model, not a curated record. Bases 131 to 655 code for a protein of 174 amino acids. Gene Ontology annotation, molecular function: chitin binding. The transcript has 3 exons.
UCUGUGGAUGGAACCCUGUCUGAAAACAGUACAGUUUUCACCACGACGCUGACCAUACACACCGUAUCGUGUAUCAAUGAAGUUAUAUACUAAUGCAAAGCGGUAGGAAUGAACACUUUAAAAAACAUCAAUGGAUUUCAAAGUCAUAGCUGCACCUACUAUCCCUAAAUUAGGCCUCCCAACAACAAUAGUAGAAGAUCAAAUGUCGCUAUGGACGGAAAUUUUAAAGUGUGCUGCAUACCUUGGUUAUCCUACAAAUUACAGGAGGUUGAAAAUCGAAUAUAAACCCAAAGGUUCUGACUCCUUCGAAGAUUACAUCACACAAAGUUCUGAAAAUAAAAAGUGCGAAGAUGUUUCCUCUAUUGAAAAACGGCAGCACAUUUUUCCGGUUAGCAUGAACGGCUCGACUGUUCGAUGUGUGGUUGCAGACGAAAACAAUAAUGUAAUUGCAUCUAGUGCCGAGAAAGAACUUCGAAUCCUGAAGAAUGUUUGUCUCGAUGAAGGAACAGGACAGUAUGACCCUCAUCCCUAUAACUGCAGUCGAUACAUUAUAUGUGUUAGCAAUCGUUUAUAUGAUUCAGAGUGUGCUUCAGGGUCUUGUUAUCUGAGGGACGUAGACCCAAUAUGUCACAGUAGUGAUUGUGCAUCUUGUUGACCUAGUUAUAUGUGAAGUUUUCAUCGAAAAUAAUUAAUGAGUAUUGGAAAGACAUUUACAUAGACAUUGAUGUUAUUGAUGCCAAUUCAAUUUUAUUAACCAAAGUUAGAUGUGAUUCUCACAAUUGAUUGAUAAUGGUGUAUUUGUAUAUGCCAAUCUUGUACUUUUGAAAAUGACUUAAACAAAAUCGUGAUAUUUGGCGAAUAACAUAGUCAUGAUGAUUCUGACUGUAUAUAGAUUUUUUCUAAGAAUUUUAAAGAUUAUUAACAAAUCUUCUUUUGAAGAUCAAAUUUGAGGAUAUAUAUCAAUGGUUUAAAGUGAUUAAGUCAACAGUAAGCACAUUAUUAUUAUUAUUAUUUCAAGUAUUGAUACAAGCAAUAGACAUGUAUCAUAAUGAUAUUCUUAUGAUUUGUUUGAGAGAGUUCCAGAGUGAUGUAGUAUGAACAUAUAUUUGAUAUGAUACAAUUUUAAUAAUAUGUAAUAAAUAUAUGGUAGAAUAUCAUUGUGGUGAAUAAAAGUUUGCUCUGA